Podospora pseudocomata is the source of this 1035-nucleotide messenger RNA. RefSeq lists its product as uncharacterized. The transcript has a single exon. Gene Ontology annotation, cellular component: plasma membrane; fungal-type vacuole. The record is from RefSeq and is a predicted model, not a curated record. Lineage: Eukaryota; Fungi; Ascomycota; Sordariomycetes; Sordariales; Podosporaceae. The coding region runs from base 1 to 1035 and encodes 344 amino acids.
AUGACUGACACCGACCUCACCACCCUCCCCCCGAACUUCUACCCCACCUACGAAACCUGCCCCUCCAUCUCUCCCCUCUGCCCCGUGAAGGCCACAACCCUAGGCUACUCCCCCAACCUCCCCGUCAACGUCUUCCUCGCCGUCGGCUUCGGUCUUUUCGGGAUCAUCACCCUCCUCACCGGCCUCUGGAAAAAAACAUGGGGCUUCUCCACCACCGUAGCAGCAGGUUGCAUCCUCGAAUGUGUAGGCUACAUCGGUCGCGUCCUCCUCAGCGAAAACGCCUGGAACGCCGACGCGUUCAAGAUGCAGAUUGUGGCUAUUGUUCUUGGCCCAACGCUGGUGUGCGUCGGGUUGUAUCUCACGUUACGACACAUCGUCAUCAGCUUGAACCCGGAGAUGUCGAGGAUCGCACCGAGACUGUACCCGAUAUUCUUUGUGCCCGCGGAUGUGAGCUGCUUGGUGAUUCAGGCCAUUGGGGGGGGGGUUGCGGCCGCGGCGGGGAGGGAUAAUUAUGAUAUUUUGAAGCACGGGAAUCGGAUCAUCAUGGCGGGGAUCGUGCUUCAGGUUUUGGUUCUGGGGGCGUUUGGUGGGCUGGCGGGGGAUUACCUAGUCCGGGUGAGGAAGGGUUUUAAGCAAAACCCUGGGAUGGAAGGGAGCGCGCUGUGGAAGGAUGGGAAGUUUAGGGGGUUCUUGUGGGCGAUGGGGGGCGCGUAUGCUGCGCUGUUGAUUAGGUGUGUCUAUCGGAUUGCUGAGAUGGCGGGUGGGUGGGGGAAUCAUAUCAUGCAGCAUGAGUCGAGCUUUGUGGUGUUGGAGAGCUUUAUGGUGUUGAUUGCGUGCGGGUUGUUGGCUUGUGCCGCGCCUGGGCUUUUGUUCCCUGAGAUGUCGCAUGACCAGAGGGUGAAGAAUAUGGGCAAGGGGAGGCAGCAGGGGGGUGUGGAUGUGGAGAGCGGUGCGGGAGAGAAGACUGCAGGUACUGGUGCCAGUGCCAGUCCUUCUGAUACGGAGAGGCGGCCGGGGACUGGGGAGGGAAUCUGA